Molecule: messenger RNA, 900 nt
Organism: Cannabis sativa
Lineage: Eukaryota; Viridiplantae; Streptophyta; Magnoliopsida; Rosales; Cannabaceae
Exons: 5
Coding region: 128-691 (187 amino acids)
Molecular function (GO): ubiquitin protein ligase activity
Source: RefSeq, a predicted model, not a curated record
GAUAGUUGAGAGAGAGUUUGAGGAGUAAAUUGCAAUAUUUGAAAAUAAAUAUUGUUGUACCUCGCAUGAAAGAGGAAAAAAGAUAUUAAUGAAAGAAUAAUCAGGUGCGGAAGUGCCCAGAGUUAAAAUGGACGGUCCUCCGGAGAAUGAUUGCUGUGCAGUAUGCCAUGGCAGCUUCAACAUUCCUUGUCAAGCCAAUUGCUCCCACUGGUUUUGCGGAGGUUGUAUUAUGCUUGUUUGGCAUCAUGGAUCAGCAUUACAGCCGUGUAAAUGUCCUCUUUGUCGACGUGAAAUUACAUUGUUGGUUCCAAGUGAGGCUUCAUUAAGACAACGCCACGAAAAUGAUGCUGAGGAGGUUCUGGGAAAGAUUGAAAGAUACAAUCGAUAUUUUGCUGGGCGUACUCUUGGUCUUUUUCAGAGACUUCAAGACCUUCCUUUCUUUUUACGGAGGUUGUUACGAGAACUAAUGGAUCCUCAGCGAUCUCUCCCCCUUGUCAUAAGGGCACGUAUCUACAUUGCAAUGGCAAUGAGCGGUGUUUACGUACUCAGUCCGGUUGAUAUCAUUCCAGAAGGCAUACUGGGUAUAGUUGGUCUGUUGGAUGAUCUCAUCAUUAUACUUAUUUUCUUCUUUCAUGUUGCUGCCAUUUAUCGCUCUGUUCUCCAUUUUCGUCAUGGCGGUUCUUCUUCUUGAAACAAUAUUAGGAAAGUUUAGUAGCUUAUGAGAGCUGGAAUUUGUUUAUUUGUUUUGUUUUUUUAUAGAGAGGUAAAACUGGAAUAGGAGCUAAAUUGUUUUCAAUUUAGUUUGUGUAAGCUUGUUACUGUACUUAACUGCCAUUUUUCUAUUUGUGCUAUGUAUAUAUAUAAAUGAAUAUAUUAUGACUUACCAGAAUUUUUCAUGCA